AUGCUUCGCUCGACACCGGAAGAGAGUAAGCCAGCUUUAAUAAGAAAAAAAGCCGAGCCUGCUUAUGGGGCCCGGCGCAAGACUGCCUUUUCGAUUUGUUGCAGGCUAAAGGCUAGAACUCCUGCUGUAAGACUCGGCUGCUUUUUCCGCCGAACGAAGAGACAUUUUAUGCCUGGGUGGUGCCCAUUCUCUCUCUUAAGUGAUUCCACGUCAGAGCUUGAUCCGCUACCGAUCAGGAAGUGCGUUCGGCACUCAAAGCGCCAGGACAGAACAACAAGUGCGGAAUCCCAUCCUGCUGCAGGGAUUGGAAAUUGCGGAAUAUCAGGAUUUAGGCUCUUGCAAAGAAGGCAAUUCAUUCGUAGUAGGAUAUUGAAACCUCAAACCCUCUCUGUCAACAACAUCGAAAAGAUUAGGACGAAGGAGCUCGAGCUCUCUUCCAUAUUCAAUUCUCGGAAGAAGAUUCUCAGAAGCUGA
Molecule: messenger RNA, 474 nt
Organism: Dovyalis caffra
Lineage: Eukaryota; Viridiplantae; Streptophyta; Magnoliopsida; Malpighiales; Salicaceae
Source: the annotation of a GenBank genome assembly